AUGAGCGGCGCGUACCGCGUACCGGCGGACGCCGCCUCCUCGUCCUCGCCCCCGUUUGGGGCGCAGCAGUGGUCGUCGCCGCCGUCGAGCCCGACGUUUGCGCGUGCGUCGUCGCACACGUCCGCGGACCCUUUUUCGGGCUCCGCCAAGACCAUCCACAGCUCGGUGCGCCGCGCGUUUGGGCGCGCGGCCACGACGCCUGCGCGCGCGCACGAUGCGGAUGUCGAGAGCCUGACCCUGGUGCCUGGCCAGGAUUCCGAGGCGCGCGUCCUCGAGCAGUUCUUUGAGUCGUCCGAGGAAGAGACCGCGCCGAGCUCGGACGACGCGCUGAGCAGCUCGCUCGAGGCCUCGACCUCGUUCCUCCCCCGCGCGCGCUCCUUUGCGCGCACCGAGUCGGCGAGCACCGACCCGCUGAGUGCGCUCGGCGCGCCGCGCCCCGAGCCCAAGGCACAGCGCAUGCGCAUGGUCGGCACCUCGCCCAAGAAACUCACGCGCGCGCACCAGUGCGACGCGCCGCUGCCCGCGUGGGAGCAGAAUUCGGCAGACAAAGCGCCGUGGCGCCGCGCGGACGCCGUGCAGUGGCACGCGCUCGUCAAUCGCAUCUUUGACGAAGGCAAAGAGGCGCCGGCACUGCUGCUCGGCGGGUGCCACGUCGAGCAGAUCCCCUCGAUCAUUGGCGAUCUGCACAGCUAUGUCGCGAUCGCGCCGCGGCGCGCCGACGACGGCACACGCACCGAGUCGCAGCGCGACCGCGCACGCAGCCUGCUGCAGUGCUACCUGUGGGACAAUCAGCUGACACGCCUGCCGAGCGCGCUCUUUCAGCUGACCAACCUCGGGGUGCUUUCCCUGCGCAAGAAUGCACUGACGCACCUCCCCGCGGCCAUCGGCGAGCUGCACGCGCUGCGCGAGCUCAACAUUGGUGGAAACGCACUGAACUACUUGCCCGCCGAGAUCCAGCGGCUGGAGCUCGACACAUUUACCUACGUCCCGAAUCCGUUCCUCGCGCUGCCGAGCGACGCGGUGCUCAGCCAGCGCCCGCGCCACGCGCGCCGCACCGAGAUGGCGCCGCCGCCCGUGCCGCGCUGGGCUCGCGCACACACCGAGUCGAGCACGCGCUGGCAAAAGCGCCCAGAGGCCUCGGCGCCGAUCGUGCGCGCCCUCGGGCCGCUCGCGCGGCAUGCGUUGCCGACGCUCGCGGAAGUGUGCAUCCGCCGUCUGCUCAGCGACAGCGACGACGGGGUGCUCUUGGAUCAGUACGAGACGGGCUGCCUGUACGCACUGCAGUUCACGCUCGACGUCCGCCUCGUCGCCCAGCUCGAGGCGGCGCGCCGCAGCGCCGCGCGGCUGUGGGGCACGCCGACCAAUGCGCCGCUUGCCGCGCGCAAGUCCAAGCAGCGUGUGUGGUACGAAGACGCGUCCUUCCACCGCUCGAGCACGCCGCCGAGCCCGGGGAGCGAGGCGAGUGCGUCGUCGCUGGGGUCGUACGCGCCGAGCGCGUUCGACGUCGACCAGCUGCUCGAGCACGCCGAAGACGCGUGCGCGAACCCCUACUUUAAUCGGUGCCCGAAUCCGAGCGAGUCGGCCGCUGCGACGGACGGCUGA
This is a messenger RNA of Malassezia japonica, 1602 nucleotides long. RefSeq lists its product as uncharacterized. NCBI's taxonomy places the organism in Eukaryota, Fungi, Basidiomycota, Malasseziomycetes, Malasseziales, Malasseziaceae. Bases 1 to 1602 code for a protein of 533 amino acids. Gene Ontology annotation, biological process: signal transduction. The record is from RefSeq and is a predicted model, not a curated record. Gene Ontology annotation, molecular function: protein binding. The transcript has 2 exons.